Molecule: messenger RNA, 796 nt
Organism: Wallemia mellicola CBS 633.66
Lineage: Eukaryota; Fungi; Basidiomycota; Wallemiomycetes; Wallemiales; Wallemiaceae
Exons: 2
Coding region: 361-666 (101 amino acids)
Source: RefSeq, a predicted model, not a curated record
CUUCCAGUAUUUUAAGACAAAUACAAGAGCAAAGGUGACGUUACCAACCGAUUCGAGAACAAUGUACCUUCAAUAAUCUAGAGUCAUGGCCUGACAUCAAGAUACACUUUCGGUCUGCGAACUAAAGUGUCUCACUCCAAAUGUUGCAUUGUACGAUCAAGGGUCAAACACCGCAUAUACCUGCAGAGGAGACCUUCUUAUCAAUGUGUAAAUCAAAUUAAUAAUCUUCGGCCCCCAAAAAAAUUAUGCAAAUAAGGUGUAAUGAGAUCUUUAGUUUCCUUGUGCAUAAUCAACAGUGUAGCGGCUACGUCUGGACUUUUGUUUUCUGAGAAAGGUUGUCAAGGGUCGGUAGUAUGUCAAAUGGACAUGCCUCCUGAAACUGGUAAUGCUGCGUCUGGUUGCGUACCUUGUGAGGGUGGUGUAUCCUUCAAAUUAGUUGGAUGCCCAGACAAGGGACAAGGUCAAUGUGGCAGAUUCCGUUUAACUAAAACCAUAGACGAACACGAAGGGAUAUGCAACACGAUAGUAGGAGGGUUUGAUAAUUGGUUGUCAACAGAUAGUGAAUGCCACGAUUUCCACUCUAAUAAUGAUGACUUCUAUGGCAAUAUCAUAGAAAACCAUUAUGCUCAACUAGGUCUGGUCUCCGGCCCAACUCCACUGGGAUAGCGGUUGUAAUUUGUAUUACUGCUGUUUGUAUAUUAAAUUUAAAGUCUCUAGCUUAAAAUAUAUGAACAAAAGUGAUAGAUAAAAUAACAGAAACUAUGUAUAUUUUUGUGAAGGUUCGAUUCCCUAAGCU